Molecule: messenger RNA, 1432 nt
Organism: Pomacea canaliculata
Lineage: Eukaryota; Metazoa; Mollusca; Gastropoda; Architaenioglossa; Ampullariidae
Product: endothelin-converting enzyme 1-like
Exons: 6
Coding region: 231-719 (162 amino acids)
Biological process (GO): protein processing
Cellular component (GO): plasma membrane
Molecular function (GO): metalloendopeptidase activity
Source: RefSeq, a predicted model, not a curated record
CUCUUAAUCUUUUCAUGGUGGACAACAUUGAUCCAAACUUCUGGUUGUGCGUUUGUGAGUUGCGAUGUAAAGAUGAUUACAUUUAUCUUUGAAAACAACGGGUUGGUAAUAGACACACGGUCUUGAUCAACGUGAUAUCAAAUGUCUUUGGUCACAUUACUUGAAGGCGAACUAUUGCAGCGCUCUCCUCUACGGUGCCAUUGGAACGGUCAUUGCCCACGAGAUCACUCAUGGUCUCCAUGGUGGAGGUGCUAACUUUGAUGAGAAUGGUAGCCUUCGAAAGUGGUGGCGACAAAAAGACCAGGAGAUUCUCCAAAACCGCACUCAAGUGCCUGGUUGAUCAGUAUAAUAAUUUUGUAGACAAGGUGGUCAAUUUACAUGUCGACGGGUUGCAUACUUUAGAUGAAAACGUUGCUGACAUCUCUGGAUUGAAAGUAGCUUUCAAGGCAUAUCGCAGUGUUAUCAAGGAGAGAGGCCGAGAAGAAGACAAGUACCCGACACUGCCGUACACACCGGACCAGCUCUUCUUCAUCGGCUAUGCACAAGUCAUGUGUUCAAACUAUGGACCAGAUACCCGUCUACAGAAUUUGAGGUGCACCCACAGCCCGAAUUACUUUAGGGUGAUGGGGUCUAUUCAGAACAACGAGGAUUUCGGUCGAGUCUUCAACUGUCCCGUGGGAAAACCCAUGAAUCCCAAGCACAAGUGUCAAUUCUUGUAAAGAGUAAACUGCAGAAAACGGCGAAGAAAGUUACCAUGGUGGAAACCGCAGUUCAAUCAUCUUAAUCUCUUCAUUUCGUUUUAACUUUUUGAAAAUAAAAAUGUGCUGAUCUCUUGCUGCAAAAUGUUCUUAGUUUUCGAUUGAUCUUGAAAUUUUACUUAAAAUGGUACAUAGCACCAACACAAUAUCGCUUCCUCCUAGAUUCAAGAUAUGGUGUACACUUUGGGAGUUAAUAAAUGUUGGCAUGUUACACACACCUACACAACAAGGUAUUAAUAACUUGGAUUAAUGUAUCAUCUCCUGGCUUUCGCAAAGCAAAAUGUUAAUGCCUUGCGGUUGUGUCUGUUACUCGGCGCUUUUCUACUUGAAAAUAAUAUUAAUAAAUGCAAAGUUUUACUACAUUCUACUACAUUCCAGCUCCUGCUCGCAACCGUCAAGCGGAGAACUGAAGUGGUUCGGCCAUGUUGCCUGACAUGACACAUUGACUAAGACAGUCACGUAAAGGUUGUGUGAAAGGCGACCGACGCCGUGGCAAGCUAAAGAGAGGCUUGUUGACCAAUGUGAGGGGAGGGGGGCCUUUUCAGACGGGUAGAUGUUUAAUUGGCUAUCGCUCACAUAUGACGAACUUCAUUCUUUUGCUACCCUGCGAUUGGCUCAAAAUAAUCAAAUGAAAGAAACUAGUUAGGGCACGAACGAAACGGAACUGUUUUUAC